Prunus persica (peach) is the source of this 777-nucleotide messenger RNA. RefSeq lists its product as uncharacterized. The transcript is spliced from 4 exons. NCBI's taxonomy places the organism in Eukaryota, Viridiplantae, Streptophyta, Magnoliopsida, Rosales, Rosaceae. The record is from RefSeq and is a predicted model, not a curated record. Bases 1 to 777 code for a protein of 258 amino acids.
AUGGACAUCAAAGCGGAUAACGAGGAAAUUGCUGCCUGUUGUUCAAAUGAAUUAGAGCUGGACAACCACAUUGGUCCCAGUAGGAGUUUUUAUUGGGCAAGUAACAACUUUGCUGGGAAAUGUUUGAUCCAGAGCUUUCUGAUCCUCCGGAAAGCUGACAUAUAUUAUCCGUUCACUGUCAAAGGAAUUAAGAUUCAUAGUACAGUAAAUCUUUUUUCCGCAAUCUCCCAAGUUCAAAACCUUAGGCUAUCCUUUGAAAUUUUUGAGAUUUUAUCAAAAAGAUAUUUUGAAUUCGGUGGUCUGCCACCAUGUUCAUUUAUAAACCUCAAGAGCUUACAAAUUGAUACAAGUUGGAGCAAAUCUUACAUCCCAGGUAUAGCAUGCUUAUUCAAGAGUUCUCCAGUAGUCCACACUCUUGGAAUUGAGAUAAAGUCUUAUUGCGCGCCAGACAAUAAAUGGAACAACAAUUUGUUGGACAAUGGCCACUGCACUAAAGAGCAAUUCUGGGAUGCUGAAGCUCAAACUCUGAGUCCCUUCCUAUGCCACCUGAAGGUGGUGAAGAUUAGGGUUUUCCAAAAGAUGGGGCAUGAGGGUGUGAUUAGCAUAGCAAGUUUCUUGCUUGAACAUGGAAAGAACUUGCAGGAAAUGAUUAUCAUUACUCCGAAGUACUACAAAGCCUCUGAUGUAGCAGCUUGGAAGGAUAAGAUUGGUAUAAUAGAGGGACUCUCUCGGGGAUCAACUGAUGUCAAAACCUCAUACUUAACUGCUGAUAUGUAG